ACAGAAUAAGUUUUACACAUUUCACACGUAUCGAAGCCACCUAUGUAAUAAUAUACGGUUGUGAACGAGUGAUCGUAUUUUACAUUUGAAACAUUAAACGAAUAAAAUUAUAAUAAUUCAGAGUAAUAAUAUUUCCAAAGACCGUUUGCGAUCAUCCGGAUAACGUUUUUUUCUGAAUUAGUUGUCCAAUGUACCCGCCUUUAGUCAUCGCAAGUAAUACAUUAGUAUUUUAAAGUUACGCUCAUUGAAAUUCUACGUGAAAUCAGACACCGUACCUACAUAUACAGUUUUGAUUUAAAUAAAUCUGUCGUAUCAAAUUGAGAAAAUAAUUCAUCCAUAAAAUAUCUGAAAAUGGAAUUAUAUUGAUAACUGAAGAUAUUUUACAAGAAUUUGGAAGAAAAAAAGCGGGCAAGUAACUAACGCUCUGCUGUACAUUAGAUGUCUAGAAUAGUCACUGUAAUGGAUGUGUCAAAUUUAAACUCAAUGCUAUGAAAUCAUUGUGUAUGAAAAAAUGAUUCUAAAAGAAGACUAACUGUCAGCCUAUAAUAUUACUAAAAUUCAAGAACAGUCAUGAAGUCAACCAUGAAUAUUAUGAAAAUAACCCAAUGUUACCAUCGGUUUUGGAAGAGAAUAUUUAUGUUCUCAGUGCUUGUAUGGGUCAUUAUAUUUUGUGCGACUUUUUAUGUCGAACGCGAAAAACCCUUCGACGAUGAUCUAGAACAAACGCUGUCCAUAACACUUCAACAUCUCGACAAGGAGCAUAGAACCAACAUCGAACUGACUGAAAUAAGGAACGAUCUAAUUCAAAAACUGAGAUUCGACGAAAAAAAAAUGAAGAACAAAAAGAAAAUGUUGUACCCCCCGUCUGAAGAGUACGAGUUGUUGCGUCGUCGUAUUUAUUCAAACACGAAAGAAGUUUGGUAUUACGUCAGUUCUACAUUACGAUCGUUGGCCAACGAAUUCGAUGAUUUGAAACCAAAAGUUUCUGAUAUGAAAACUAUGGUCGACGAACACUAUAGAUCGUUAUUGAGAGAUGUAGCCAAGCUAGUCGAUGUCGACGGUUAUUCACAGUGGAGGUGGAAAGAGUUUGGCUCUUUGAGUAGACUUGUCGAAAAGAGACUUCGACAUACACAGAAUCCACCCGACUGUACCAAAGCUAAAAAGCUCUUGUGCAAUUUCUUCAGCGCAAAUUGGUGUGGAUUUGGAUGUCGUGUACACCAUUUCGUCAAGUGCUUAUUUGUCGCCUACGCCACCGAGAGGACAAUGAUUAUAGACAAUCCUGGAAAUUGGCGGUUUACUAGCGGUGGUUGGGAAAAGUUAUUUUUACCCCUUAGCAACACGUGUACGUCGGCGGAUGGUGAAACUUUUUCAAUUUGGCCAGACAAUGAAACAACUCAAGUCAUAAAUUAUAUUGUGCCUACACCCCAAUUUGCUGCCAAACAUCUCAAUCCUCCUUACAUUCCGGUCGUGUUGCCCGAAGACUUAGCUGGACGAAUAAACGUCUUGCACGGCGAUCCCGCUGUAUGGUGGAUAGGCCAGUUCUUCAAAUACAUCUUCCGGCCGCAACCAUCUACUACCAUUGCGUUUAACGAGUUUGCCAAGCGUGUGCAUUUCCAAAAGCCAAUUGUCGGAUUGCAUAUCAGACGAACGGACAAACUCAUCAAUGAAGCUUCGUUGCACAAACUCGAAGAGUAUAUGUACCACGCUGAAGAAUAUUACAAGCUCAAAGAAUUGGACGGCGUAUACGACACGAAACGGAUUUAUUUGGCCACGGACGAGCCAACAUUGUUUGAUGAAGCUAGACUCAAAUAUCCUGAAUACGAUAUUAUCGGCGAUCCAGAGAUAUCAAAAACUGCGUCGGUUCGACAGCGCGAAUUAGACGGAUCGAUUAUAAAUAUCAACAUCGAAAUAUAUUUUCUAGCUCACUGUGACUACUUAGUUUGUACUUUUUCGUCAAAUGUGUGUCGCUUAGCAUAUGAAAUUAUGAACAGUCUCCAACCAGAUGCAUCAGCCAAGUUCACUUCCUUAGAUGAUACAUUUUAUUUUCAUGGUCAAGUGCACAGACUGAAUGUAGCUUUACUAUCUCAUAAAUCAGAAGGAUCGGAAGAGAUGGAUCUAGAAGUAGGUGACGAGAUCGAAGUAGCUGGAAAUCAUUGGGACGGUUAUUCAAAGGGGAAAAAUUUGAGAACAAAGAAAACACUUUUGUAUCCUACAUUUAAGGUAACAACAAAAAUCGAAGUUUUACCUUUUGCCAGCUAUCCAAAUAUCACUUUGAACACGGAGGCAUAGAAAGAAGAAAAAUUAUAAAAUUUGUAUUUGUACUAUUACCUACAUAAAUGUUAUGAGUUAUGACUGUUGUUAUUAAAAUAAAACAAAAUGAUAUGGGUUUUAAAAUAUAAAAUUUG
Acyrthosiphon pisum (pea aphid) is the source of this 2405-nucleotide messenger RNA. RefSeq names its product alpha-(1,6)-fucosyltransferase. The record is from RefSeq and is a predicted model, not a curated record. The transcript has 11 exons. Gene Ontology annotation, molecular function: alpha-(1->6)-fucosyltransferase activity; protein binding. Gene Ontology annotation, biological process: protein N-linked glycosylation. Lineage: Eukaryota; Metazoa; Arthropoda; Insecta; Hemiptera; Aphididae. Bases 571 to 2289 code for a protein of 572 amino acids.